AUGAACCAGCCGUCACUCUCAGCAUCGGCUCUCACGACCAGUAGUGCUGCAUCGCCAAAUCCAGACCCGGACACGUCCGCCACAGCGUCGUACUUGGCCGACGAAUUCUCUAAACGCUCGCCAUCUGAUGCGAGUGUGCCGCCAUCCGCCAUGUUUCCCAUCGAUAGCAGUGCUGCUUACCGCACAGGCGCCUUCACCAACGGCGCCGUCAUGGCCCCUGGCAGCGAUCCCGCAGCGCUGACACGCGUCUCCACUGCUGCGCGCCGAAACUACACACCCUUGGAUCUCAUGAAGUACGACACGCCGCUCACAAGCGCCAAGGUUCAGCGCAUGAUCAGUCAGCUUGAAUACAAGCUUCAACUCGAACGCCAGUUCAAGCACGGCUACGACAAGAUUGCUCGGUUGUACCAGGCUGAAAGUGAUCGUCGGAGUCAGGGUGAUGCGAUGAACCAACGCACCGAAAGUGCAGGAAAGCUUGUCCUGAUCCAGCAAGCGCUCAAGCGAUACCAGCAGCUGGACAUGCGCGAUGACGAAGAGGUGCAACAGGAAAAUCCUUAUGCGGCUCGUCGUGCGCACAAGCCCCAGUCCGGCACUCUGUCGAUUGCUAUCAAGGGUGCAAAGGAAGUGGAUCAUGCCGCGAUAUCCAGCAGCACUCGUUCCAUGCGUGAAUCGUAUGUGUCUAUCAAGGUAGAAGAAUCGGAGCGAGUACGCACCCCAGCUUCGCGCUCUGAUGCAUGGAAUGUCAGCUAUGAGCUCCCGCUUGAGAACACAAACGAAGUCGAGCUGGUCAUCUUCGACCGCGUAGGCACAUCUGCACCCGUCCCCGUUGGUUUGCUGUGGCUCCGCAUCAGUGACAUUAUCGAACAGUUGCGCAAAAUCAAGGCUGGCCAAGUCGGCGCUGAUGGCUUGCCAUCGGCGUCUCCAUCGCCCAUGACACCGAAUAGCAGCGAUUGGGUCACGGCCGACACCAUGGCAUCGAUGACCUCCUCGCUUUUCCCCGCCCAGCCCACAGCACAGCAGGCGGCCAAGUCAGGCCUAGAAGGCUGGUUCACUGUCGAACCGCGAGGUGCCGUGUAUUUGCAGCUCGGUUUCACCAAGCAGAAUGUCCCAAAGCGCUCUUAUGACACGGGACUGGGUCGCCAUGGCGCCAUGCGCAAGCGCCGCGACCAGGUGUCUGUUGUCAAUGGCCACCGAUUCGUACCGCGUCAGUUCUACCAGGUGAUCCGUUGUGCGCUGUGUGGUGAACUGCUCCUGAAUGCAGCUGGAAGCCAAUGUGAAGAUUGCAACUACCGCUGUCACAGGAAAUGUGCGCCAAAGAUCGUGACCAAGUGCAUCGGCACCAAGUCGGGUGCGUCUGCAAACGACGAGGUUGAGCUGAAGCACCGUAUCCCACACCGCUUCGAGCCAUUCACGAAUCUGGGAGCCAACUGGUGCUGUCAUUGUGGAACGAUGCUGCCCCUGGGACGACGCGCGAGUCGCAAGUGCAGUGAAUGUGAUCUUACAUGUCAUGCCGACUGUGUUCACCUUGUGCCGGACUUUUGUGGCAUGUCGAUGGAAAUGGCAAACCAAAUGCUCAGCAACAUUGCUAGCAUCAAGAAACCGUUGAGCUGA
Malassezia globosa CBS 7966 is the source of this 1611-nucleotide messenger RNA. RefSeq lists its product as uncharacterized. The transcript has a single exon. Gene Ontology annotation, molecular function: diacylglycerol-dependent serine/threonine kinase activity. The coding region runs from base 1 to 1611 and encodes 536 amino acids. Lineage: Eukaryota; Fungi; Basidiomycota; Malasseziomycetes; Malasseziales; Malasseziaceae. Gene Ontology annotation, biological process: signal transduction; fungal-type cell wall biogenesis. The record is from RefSeq and is a predicted model, not a curated record.